Molecule: messenger RNA, 267 nt
Organism: Iphiclides podalirius (scarce swallowtail)
Lineage: Eukaryota; Metazoa; Arthropoda; Insecta; Lepidoptera; Papilionidae
Source: the annotation of a GenBank genome assembly
AUGUUGAGCAAGUUUAAUCCAUCCGCAUAUCCACACAAGCGUACGUUGGCCGAUAGUGGGCGGUACACUCGCGUAGAGUCGUCUCGUCUUCGCGUGCGAUCGGGUGCGACAGGGGCACGGGUGCUCGCGAUAGCGAAUCGUACACUCGCGCGGAGCCGCAAACACGGCUUGAUGCUUCACGGUGCGGGCGGGUUGCACGCGAGUGUACGCAACCGGCGCACGCGAUUGUACGCGCUCAGUGGCGCGGCGGCGACUGGUGGGGCGGCG